Colletotrichum paranaense is the source of this 1173-nucleotide messenger RNA. RefSeq names its product methanesulfonate monooxygenase. Lineage: Eukaryota; Fungi; Ascomycota; Sordariomycetes; Glomerellales; Glomerellaceae. Bases 1 to 1173 code for a protein of 390 amino acids. Gene Ontology annotation, molecular function: alkanesulfonate monooxygenase activity. Gene Ontology annotation, biological process: alkanesulfonate catabolic process. The transcript is spliced from 2 exons. The record is from RefSeq and is a predicted model, not a curated record.
AUGACCGCUCAACCACAUCCCCUCAAUAGUGACCCUGAACGACUGCUUUUCGCAUACUGGGUACCCAAUGUCUCAGGUGGCUUGAUAAUCAGCAAGAUCCCGCAGAGGACAAACUGGGACCUGGCUAGCAACGUCAAGUACGCCAAGGCUGCGGAGCAAGCUGGUAUCGAGUAUGGCCUCACGCAGAUUCGCUUCACGUCUGGAUACGGUGCUGCAAACCAACAUGAGUCUGUGUCCUUCUCUCAGGCAAUUCUCCAAGCCACAGACACAGUCAAGAUCAUUGCUGCUAUUCUCCCUGGGCCCUGGAAUCCCACGACGGUGGCGAAGCAGAUCGCCAGCAUCGACCACUACAGCAAUGGCCGCAUUGCCGUUAACAUUGUGAGCGGUUGGUUCAAGGGCGAAUUUACAGCUAUCGGCGAGUGGUGGUUGGAGCAUGCUGAGCGUUACCGUCGCAGCAAUGAGUUCAUCCGCUGUCUCAAAGGCAUCUGGACCGCACCCGAGGACACAGGAUUUACCUUCGGCGGCGACUUUUACCGCUACAGGAAUUAUGUACUCAAUCCUAAGCCAGUUCAGAAACCUCAUCCCGAGAUCUUCCAGGGCGGCAACAGCGACGACGCCAGAAACAAUGGCGCCGAGGUCAGUGACUGGUACUUCAUGAACGGCAACGACCUCGAUGGUUUCCGUAACCAGAUUGCGGACGUAAAGGCCCGCGCGGCAAAGGUCGGCCGCGAGGACCAGGUGCGCUUCGCGGUGAAUGGCUUUGUCAUCGUUCGUGAAACAGAAGAAGAGGCCGUUCGCGUGUUGCAGGAGAUCCAAGGCAAGGCGGACAAGGAGGCCGUCGAAGCGUUCCGGGCCUCUGUUCAGGAAGCUGGGGCCAGCACCUCAAACAAGAAGGGCAUGUGGGCCGAUAGCAAGUUCGACGACUUGGUACAGUACAACGAUGGCUUCAAGACAAAGCUCAUUGGUACUAAGGAGCAAGUUGCUGAGCGACUCGUUUUGUUGAAGAGUUUGGGUGUUAACCUAGUGCUCACUGCCUUCUUACAUUACGAUGAAGAGAUUGAGCAAUUUGGACGGGAGGUUUUGCCCCUCGUAAGACAGUUCGAAAAGGAGGGUCGUGGUAAGGACGCGAACCUUGAAAUUGAGAGAACAGGAGAUGUGUACCGUAAGAAAUAG